This is a messenger RNA of Desarmillaria tabescens, 726 nucleotides long. RefSeq lists its product as uncharacterized. Lineage: Eukaryota; Fungi; Basidiomycota; Agaricomycetes; Agaricales; Physalacriaceae. The transcript is spliced from 3 exons. Bases 106 to 504 code for a protein of 132 amino acids. The record is from RefSeq and is a predicted model, not a curated record.
CUGGGCAGCGCCCCCUUGCACGAAUUCAAUCUCACGGCCGUGUAGGUUCAUGACACACUGUGGGACGACUUUUGUGCUUAUUCUUUGCCGGUUCGAUGUUUCUGUAUGACGGCGAAUCUACGAUUGUUUCUACAUUUGAGGACGCUUGUGGGGCGGCUCUUCGGCUAUCCUACAUUACUCCGAGACAGCGUUCGAAUGCAACUCUGGUGGAUGUGGUUCUGUCUAUUCUGUGUCAAUCCAUCUCCACAGUCUUGCCUUGUGGGGGUUCAGUCUCCACACCGGUCCCUCGGUGUCCACCAUUGGGGCUGUUCGAGUAAAGUGAUGAGAAUCUCGGGGCAUCAUUCGGGGAGAGAGGAACGCCGUUCUCAUCGCCGGAAUCCUUGCAGGAGACUUGUCGUUUGUACAAUCUCAACAGUCUCGCAUUGUCUUGACAUCGAGUACUACAUACAUAUUGUUAUCGACCAUUGUACCACAUUCACCUUUGCGUUUGCCACGAUUCGCUGAGCAAUACAUUCCUGCAAAACGUGCCAGGUACGAACUCGCCAUUGAUAUUGGACCGACGCAUUUCCUGUGCAUCUGGACUUGUGGAAUGUAGCGUGUCUUUGCGCUAAGGCUUGCGAAGACAGCUAUGGCAUCGACUUGACAAACGGAUCACUCAACUGGUUCCGGGAAUGUGGAUGUGUUUUUCUCUGGUCCUGUGCCCCUUUGCAAGAUGCGAUAAUGUUA